Messenger RNA from Trichophyton verrucosum HKI 0517, 192 nucleotides. RefSeq lists its product as uncharacterized. Bases 1 to 192 code for a protein of 63 amino acids. Lineage: Eukaryota; Fungi; Ascomycota; Eurotiomycetes; Onygenales; Arthrodermataceae. The transcript has a single exon. The record is from RefSeq and is a predicted model, not a curated record.
AUGCAAAAAAAAGAAAAGAAGAAGAAGAAGAAGGGGAAGAAACGAAAGAAGCAAAUAACCCCGGCGACCCAUAUAUUCUAUCAAAAACAUGAGAGAAGGGGGAAGGGGGAAAAGACGGGCAGGGCAGGCAGGCAGGCGGGCAGGCAGGCAGUGCAAACAACAGAAGAGGGAGCAAGGACGGAAAGGAAAUAG